This is a messenger RNA of Triplophysa rosa, 3064 nucleotides long. RefSeq lists its product as uncharacterized. The record is from RefSeq and is a predicted model, not a curated record. Gene Ontology annotation, molecular function: nucleotidyltransferase activity; tRNA binding; double-stranded RNA binding. Bases 65 to 2701 code for a protein of 878 amino acids. Gene Ontology annotation, cellular component: cytoplasm. The transcript has 11 exons. NCBI's taxonomy places the organism in Eukaryota, Metazoa, Chordata, Actinopteri, Cypriniformes, Nemacheilidae. Gene Ontology annotation, biological process: regulation of translational fidelity.
UACACAUCAGAGAUCUUCACUAGUUAAAUCUCAUCAGAAGCAGCAGUCAAAAGUAAAAGAGUUCAUGGCAUCAGCAAGUGGAUUUCCUGCAAGUUUUUAUGGUGAGCCAGGUGUGCUUGGGCUCCUGGCCAAUGGCAUCAGUGCUUUCCUCAUCCUGCUGCAGAACUUUCACGGAGCCCGGACUGGCAUUCCUGCAGAGGGAGUGGAAAACAUAUUAGCAGGUGUUCAUCUCAUUCUAAUCGGUGGAGUGUGUCAGCUUGUGGCAGGCUUGCUGUCUUUCCGAAAAUACGACCAUCUGAGUGGCACGUCAUUUGUAGGAUAUGCAGCGCUUUGGGGGAGCUACGGUGCCACAAGAAUCUUUCUGGGUGCCAACCAACCGAGACCAAGCUCUUCCAAUGAAUCGGCAUGGAUGAAUAGCACAUCCCAAGAUCUUUACAUUAACUCGACCAUCAGUAACACUAUUGCUGCAAUGCACAUCAAAGAGUCUGCCAUAGCUGGGCUGGUCCCUUACAUCCUUCUUUCCUUUCUGUUGGCCUUUUGUUCAGCAACUGUAAACUACAUCAUGCCCUUUGUGUUUGGGGCCAUCACCCUCACACUGAUUUUUGAGGCCGUGGGUCUGGUGGCAGGGUGGGCUUUAGUGGUCUCCGGAGUUCUGGAGCUUCUAAUCCUGCUCUUUGCCAUAUAUGGCUCCUCAGCACUACUGAUCAAAGGGUUAGCCCAGCGCUACGUGCUAAAGGGUUUUGGAAAUCCUCUCUUCAACGUGCUUCUCCUAGGAACCACCAGUGCUAGCAGCUCCCAAAGCUUGGGACAAGAAAAGAAGAAGAACACUAAGUAUGCUGAACCCAUGGCCCUGGGAUUCUUCUGCGACACCGUCUCGCCAUUUAUCUUCGCCUUUUACGCCUUUGGCUACUUCCCGUCCAUCCCAGUGGGUGCCAUUUGGAUAUCCAUAAACUCUGCUGCCCAGCUUCUGUCUAGUUAUUACGCACACCUGCGUCAAGACUGCUACCAUGCUACCAAGUUUGGCCUGCACUCUGCUUUUUGGCUGGUGAAGACCUGGGAAGAGUAUGUGGUGUCUGCAUCUAUCGGCAGGACUGAAGCUGGAGUAGGAAGGCAAGCCAUGGUUGGUAACUGGUUCUUUUUGUCCGCUGCCUUGCUUUUCUGCAUCAUGAGUCUGAACAAGGACUCCCUCGAGCUGGUUCACAAUUCAGUCUUCGUCCUGGUGACCAUAUCAACCAUCUCCCAAAUUCCCAUCAACGGGUACUACAUCUUCUUUGGAGUGACUUGUUCGCUCUUCACUGCCCUUUCCAUCUACGGCACCUUCGCACGCCUUAUCAACACCAUCGCUGAGAAGUCUUUGAUUCCAGUCGGACCCCAGCCCGUCUCCACUGAAUCUCUGCAGGGAUGUCUCGGUUACUUCAAGAGAUCGAAACUGGACCAACUCAAGGACAAAGGUGCACCCCUUCCUGACGCAUUAUUCUAUCUCACCAAUGGAGUGGCCGCUCUCUCAGCCAUUCACAGCAGUCAGACAGGCCUGGCAUUCUUCGACUUGACUGUUCCCUGGGUGCUCAUCCCAGGAGGCAUUGUCCAGGCCUAUGUCAGUCGGCUACAGGUACACGGUGGUCAACGAUUUGGCUCCGUCAUUCCAUCCUUUUACGCAGCUAUUUGGGCUACAUGGAGCUGGUUUAGAUUUGCAGGACAUCGUUUACAAAUAUCCACAGAGUCGGCUAAUGGCUUUGCAGCUGGGGCGAUAGUAUUCCUGGUCAUCAAUGCUUUCCUGAUUUUAGUCGCUGCCUAUGGCAAUAUCGUUCUUUUAGCAUUGACCACAGUCAUGGAGGUCAUCGUUGUCUGUUUUCUCCUCUCUGUCUACAGAAGACUCCCCUAUCAGCUGGAAGUUGCCAUGCUAGCAAUAUUUGCCAUCAUUUGCUUGUACGGCAUGCUAGCAUCACUUGUGAACUGCAUCUUUUCCAAGACCCUGAUACCAGUUGGGCCUUCCCUUAUCAAGGACCAAAGAAAGAAGGAACCUGUGACCACACAUCCAUGUGCUAUUGCUGAUUCGCGGGGAACCAGUGGACUCCUCAAGAUUGCCAAAAUUCUGGAAAAUGGCGUGUGUGGUAUCCCUACAGACACGGUUUAUGCCUUGGCUGCAUCGUGCAAGAACCCAAGUGCAAUCGAGAAGAUCUACACUAUCAAAGACCGUCCUGCAGAGAAGCCUAUUUGUAUUUGUAUUUCAAGUGUGGAGCAACUCGUGGCAGCAAAACCCCCUUUCAGCCCUUUGCUGUGGGAGUUCAUGAGAAAUGUCUACCCGGGAGGCAUCAGUUGCAUUGUUCCGAAGGGGGAAUGGCUCCUAAAGCUUGGUGUGGGGCCUGCAUAUGACCGUGUAGGCACUAAAGACAGCAUUAUGAUUCGAGUUCCUGACCACGCUGUUACUGCUCACCUGUGUGAAUUCACCGGCCCAUUGGCCAUAACAUCAGCCAAUCCCAGUGGAGAAGCUGACAGCGUUCACCAUGACAUGGUCAUAAGCCGUCUUGGCCACAAGAUUGAAGGAGUUCUGUGUGACGGACAAUCCAAUGAGGUGGUGGCCUCAACUGUAGUGAACUGCCUGAAAAUUGAUGAAGGAACCAUCAGUAUUCUACGUGAAGGUUGUGUGCCUGCACUGAAGGUCAAGCAGAUAUUUGAACGCGUCAAAAAUAAUAUGCUAUAAAAUGACCAGCUUUUGUAGCAGACUUGUUUUAUGAAGGAUGUGUAAAUAACUACUGAUUGCACUUUUUCAACAAUAUUAAACAAGAAGUGAGAAUGUGUUACAUAUGUUGCUGUAAAAUUGAUACAACGUUUUAAUACUGAACAAUUCUAUGUAUUUAUUUUUUCUGAUUUAUCUAUUCUUUCAACGGAACAUGUCUUUUUUGCUUGAAAGUAAAUAACUGAUAGCUUUAACUGUUCAAUGCGAAGAUUGAUAGCAAAUCCAAUACAGCAUAAAUUAUGUUUGUAAAUGUACAGUAUGUGGUGCUCAAAGAAACCAAAUGAAGUUUUUUAAAUGUUUAAAAUAAAUGUCUAAUAAAAUAUUGGA